Messenger RNA from Cladocopium goreaui, 2544 nucleotides. The record is from the annotation of a GenBank genome assembly. Lineage: Eukaryota; Dinophyceae; Suessiales; Symbiodiniaceae.
AUGCCCCGGCGUCACUUUCGCUACAAGACACAGUCUUUUUACUUUCCGGCCAAUCUAUCUUCGGCUCAGCAACUGCGACUCGAAGCCGUCGUGACUUUUUUGCAACAGCAACCAGAAGUACUGAAUGAAUUAUUCUCUGGAAAAGAUUUUGAAUUUCUUUGGCAAGCUGCCAUCUACUUUUCUCGUGCAUCUUCCACUGAAAAUGAGCACAUGAACAUCCCUACCCAGCAGAUCAAGCUACCGCAUGAGACGUCGAUCCAGUGGACACGUUCGCGCCAGUCCAAUGCCCUACUCGGGAAAGUGCUCGGGCUCUCCUUUCUCAACCCUGUGAUCUCCAGUCACGCACUUGCAACUACGCCGGGAAUCAAUGGUACUGCUUCGUUCCUACUUCCCGCAGCAAUUUCGUGGAUGAACUUCUCCCGCAGCAAUUUCGUGGAUGAACUUCUUACAAUAUUGCAGUCAACAGCCUGUUACCGUCAACAAGCGUGGUCCCUAGCAGAAUUUCGCAGCCUCUGGACUGAAAUUCAGUCCGCCUGUUGCCUGCAGAACGCCGAUGAACUGCUGCAUCUGGAUCGUUCGUACUUAGGCCAACGCUGGCGCCGUCGCAUUGCAUCUCGCUUUGUAAUUGUUGUUGCUGAACUCCUUCAUUAUCUUCAUGCACAACCGGCUAUGUCCCUUGCUGAGUUCCUUCGAUGCUUCGACGCUUGCAUGCCCUAUCCUGCGGCGCAAUGGGAUUUUCGCUGCUUGUCCUCCACAGAUCGUCUUGCACGAUUGGCUGCUGCCUGUGCUUCUACGUCUUUGGAACCUAGAUUCUACGCAUCCGACAUGCAGUCUGCAGGGCACUCCUCAGAUCCUAGACGCCUGCGGCUUGCUGAAGCAGCUCAGGCUUGGCCUGCUGCCAUCCAGACACCCUACCUCCUGGCUCAUUUACAUGCUUAUCGUCAUCAUUUUGAAGAUUGCCUUGCACCACCUGCGCCCUGUGCUUUUUGUGCUUGCCCAUCCUGGAACACACACGAAAACCUUGUGGAUUUGCGUGCUCUUCCGUGUGGUCUUCCACACCUUCAUUCUCUACUUUCUGGACAAUUUUUCUUGGAACGCUAUCGUGCAAUGUUUGCUGACUUCUCCUUCCCCACAACAUUUAUUGGUCUCACAUUGGAGCAUUUGCAAAAUCAAUUUCCACCCCUGCCACAAGAACUUCACCAAUUCAACCCUGAUGUGUGGAUGCUUUUCCUUUCAUCCGGUCACCCGAAAGACACUUGGAACACUCAAGCACUCUGCUCCAAUACUCCAUUGCAUUGCGCUAUUUGUUCCGAUUGCCGAACUUGCUUGUUUACUUCUGCGCCUGCUUUACCUGCAAAAGCCUUGGCCAAUAACAACGCCUGUGUAUAUCCUCCUUCGGAACUCCGUUUCCUCUCACUUGGAGAACAGAUUUUCAUCGCUCGCGGUUUUGCGCUACGACGCCUUCGUACUUUGACAACCUCUGGUGACCCAGAAGCACGACAGCGCGGUCUUCGGGGCACAGCAAGCGCAAUAGCAUUUCCACAGAAUUCAGCCACCAUCUUUUCAAUACUUCCAGUUUCCGCUCUCCGUCUAUCGGACUACCUAAGUGUCUUCUUCACAGAUGAGACCCAGAGCAACUUGCAUCUGUGUCCCGAGUUUGUGGUUCGCCGUUCCAAAGUACAUGCGGCGCUUCUCUGGCUAACUCAGCAUAAUCCCUAUUAUGCAGAUGUCACCAUUGACGAAGCUACUUUGGCAACCCUCCCUCAUCACGGUGUGCCACCUGAAUGGGCCAGCAAUGUUCAUUUGACAACAGUUCCACUUACCCGCGAGUUUGGGCCUGCCGAUGCUUCUUCCGCCUCCGUGCCUACUUCCGCCAUUCAUGCUGCCGUGCUCGAUCCCAGCCUCGAUCAGACAGAUCCUGUACACCUCUGGAACACCGCGCUGCUUGCCUGCGAGCGCUUUGAGCGUCACAUCGCUCGAGAACCCGACGCCGCAACAGCGGACAUUCAACUUGCCAGUCAUGCUUUGCAACAUCUUGCACAAGCGAGCAAUCAUCGUUCCUUUGAAGCGGAUUCCCUGCACCAAUCUGCCUCAGCAUCCCAAGCACACAAACUAUAUGUUGCUGUGCCCCAUGCCGACACGCCCCUCGACAGCUAUGACCCAUCCUUUUGGUCAAUGUGUUUUCCAGCACUCUUCCCUUUUGGAGAUGGCAUUGAUGGCCAACCUCGCCAACGGUAUCUGUCCGACCAUGACUGGGGUUCUCUUCUACUUCGACGAAGAGACCGCUCCGCUGAUUGUCAUUGGCGUACUGACCUCGAUUUCGUUUCAAUCCUCUUCUCCAUACUCCACCGUCGCCGUCUCCUGCGAGCCGUGCGGGUUCGGGUCCAAGCACCCACUUUUCGCGAACAGAUACCAUCUCUCACCUUGCUUCGCUCCACUGAUUGGACCAAACUUGCUGCCACAGUUGGCGAGCUACUUGCCUCUGAACUAUUCUAUUUUUCCCUGCGUACUACCAGUGAAAAGCUUUCCAUUUACGUUUUUUAG